This is a messenger RNA of Folsomia candida, 1197 nucleotides long. Its product is annotated as protein ANTAGONIST OF LIKE HETEROCHROMATIN PROTEIN 1-like. NCBI's taxonomy places the organism in Eukaryota, Metazoa, Arthropoda, Collembola, Entomobryomorpha, Isotomidae. The transcript has 2 exons. The coding region runs from base 1 to 1197 and encodes 398 amino acids. The record is from RefSeq and is a predicted model, not a curated record.
AUGCCUAAAAUAUCUCAGAAGCGUCGUUAUAUUAAUGAUUUGUGCCAAAUCGCUUCAACCGAACUGAUUUGGAGCACAAAUUCGAACACAAGAUAUGGAUGGCAGGAAUUCGACGAUAUCGUAGAUGAAAUUUUGCUCACAGAGGCCAUUCGGUACAUUGUUCCACGAAAUCCUGUCCCCAAAUCCGACCAGUGGUAUCGUAACGUUCUCCCAGAUUAUAACGACGACCUAUUUCGAAAAUUUCUGAGAGUCUCAAGAUUAAACUUUGGACGGAUUCUCUUAAUGAUUCAAGAUCAUCAUGUCUUCCGAUCAAACAGCAGCAAAAAACAAACGCCAGUCGAUAAACAACUCGCUAUUACACUCUAUAAGCUCGGAAAUGAUGGGUCAUCUAACUCUAUUCAUAACGUGGCUGCAGUUUUUGGGAUUGGAGGAGGUGGUUCAGUGAUGCUCAUAAUUGAACGAGUAUUAAAAGCGAUUCUUAGUCUGGAGCAUGAUUAUAUUCGAUGGCCUGAUGAGAAUGAACGAGCAAAUAUAGAAUUAUUUAUGGGCGACAAGUUACCAAAAUGUAUCGGCUACAUCGACGGCUCUCAUAUCCCUCUAGAUGAAGCUCCGUUGGAUGACCCAGAGUCAUAUUUCACAAGAAAGCAGCGGUACGCAAUACAUUUGCAGGCGGUUUGUGACAAUGAUCGUAUUAUCAGAAAUAUAUUUAUUGGAUAUCCUGGCUCGGUUCAUGAUGCACGAGUAUAUUCCAACUCAGAAAUUGGGAUUAGACCCGAAAGUUUUCUAACUAAUGGGCAAUGGAUUGCUGGGGACUCUCCCUAUGCUGUUAGUGACUUCAUGAUCACACCUUUCCGGAAUAAUGCUACUGCCGGCACAGCAAGCCAAAGAAGAGCAUUUAACAAAUAUUUCUCAAAAUAUCGGGUCAACAUUGAAUGCGUAUUUGGAAUAAUGAAGGAAACUUUUGGAAGCUUAAAGGGAUUGGGGAUACGCGUGGAUAAGCAACGUGGACACAAAUUAGCAUGCGACUGGAUAAUGGCAUGCUGCAUUCUGUAUAAUAUUAUCAAGCCCACACUUCCAGCAAUAAUUCUUGAAGAUUUGGGGGAGGAAGAUCACGAAAUGCCGGAGGCAACGAGAGGAAAUGACAGAAAAAGAAUUGGAUUAUUUAAUUUUAUAACCGGAAAGUUGGCAUUACAAUAA